Molecule: messenger RNA, 309 nt
Organism: Penicillium nucicola
Lineage: Eukaryota; Fungi; Ascomycota; Eurotiomycetes; Eurotiales; Aspergillaceae
Product: COX assembly mitochondrial protein
Exons: 2
Coding region: 1-309 (102 amino acids)
Cellular component (GO): mitochondrion
Source: RefSeq, a predicted model, not a curated record
AUGCAUUCCCACCUGCACACCCCUUACAACGUCAACUGCGAGGAGAUCAUGACUGCCCUCGACGAAUGCCAUGCAAAGGGAUUUCUUCACAAGGCCAUUGGAAGCUGUAAUGAUAUCAAGCGCGACGUGAACAAAUGUCUUUCCGGCGAGCGCUUCGAGCGCGCAAAGCGCAACCGAGACGAAGCCCGCGGAAACCGCAAGCGUAUCGAGGCUAUCUGGGCCAAGGAGAGAGAGCUCGAUCAGGGUCCCUCUAAUGUCGCUGCUACCGCUGCCACUGGGACUGCCACAAAUGCUGGCGCUCAGAAAUAG